UGCUGCUGACUAAUCAAACGCAGUAGUUUGCAUGACAAAUUACGUUGCUUACAAGCUAAUCUAAACCUUCAGGAACCAUUUAGGAACAUUCUUUUGUUUGAUUAAAGCCUAAACCAGCUAUCAUAGAGAUCUUAAUCAAAAAUGUCCCUUCAACUACAACGCCAAAGAUGAAAGUUACUGCAAGCAUACGGGUAGGGAUUUCUAGUAUAUAAGGCUUGCAGGUUCCAUCAAGCUUCUCAACUCGCCUUGAAUUCAUUCUUCUCUUCAACAUAAUGCCUUCUCUUGAUCGAAAACUCGUCGCUAGAGAUCAAUUCAGUUUCAGCUGCAGCUCACUACCCAGAACAGAAUCGGCAGAAGAAUUUGGGCUUUCUUUCGGAGAAUGGACUGAAUCAUUAAGGAAUCAGUCGUCGUCUCUUCAAGAGUUAUCUCCUGCGUCACGAGCACAAGCCAUUGCCAGCUACAAGAAAGAGAUGCUGGAAUUUGUAAAAGACGCGCCGGAGAAUGUAUAUGAUCUCUCACUGACGGAUUUAGUGGAGCUGAAAGAAUCUCCUGUGAAAGAGAGACUGCAGUUGAAUAAACCGAGAACUGGGAAAAGACAUUUCAGAAGUGAGAGUGUAGAAAGUGGGGGAUUCCUUUUGAAGAUUUUCUUUCCUAUACCCUCUUCAAGGAGGAAGAGAAGCACUGGGAGCUUCAAUGGCGGUUUGAAGUAUAGUAGUAGAUCAAGCUCCAGUGGGAGUUCAAGCUCUGAUAGUGGCUCAAGCGCCACAAAUGGAACUGUUAAGUUGGGUAGUGGCUCAAAAGUUUCGAUGAAGGAUGGAAAAAAGACCAGCUGUGAAGAGAACUCGGCGAAGGAAUAUGUGAGGAUGCAGCAACAUCGUGAACUUAGCAGAAACUGUAGCAGGCAUCAGAGUGGCUGUUCUUUCUUCUUCCUCAACCAAAACAAAAUCAGAACCAAGAAGACCAUAUUCUGAGAAUAUUCCUG
Molecule: messenger RNA, 982 nt
Organism: Asparagus officinalis (garden asparagus)
Lineage: Eukaryota; Viridiplantae; Streptophyta; Magnoliopsida; Asparagales; Asparagaceae
Exons: 2
Coding region: 273-971 (232 amino acids)
Source: RefSeq, a predicted model, not a curated record